Molecule: messenger RNA, 3637 nt
Organism: Leptopilina heterotoma
Lineage: Eukaryota; Metazoa; Arthropoda; Insecta; Hymenoptera; Figitidae
Product: monocarboxylate transporter 12-B-like
Exons: 5
Coding region: 702-2519 (605 amino acids)
Biological process (GO): transmembrane transport; monocarboxylic acid transport
Molecular function (GO): monocarboxylic acid transmembrane transporter activity
Source: RefSeq, a predicted model, not a curated record
GGUUUUAUGAGAAGGUGAAAAAAAGAGGCAGAAGUAAGAGAAAGAAGAAAGAGAAGAAAAAGAAGAGAUAAAUACACGGGAAAAAGAAAGAGGAGUGGAGGAUUAAAAAGAAGGCAAAAUAUAAACGUAUAGAGGGAGGAAAGAGGAGGAGGAAGCAGAAGAUGAAAUAAAAAGGAGAAGAAGAGCAACAACAAGAAGAAGGCAAAGUGGAGGAACCAGUUCCAGGGUUCAACAGUUGGGUCGAAGGUGGUUAAAGUCUUAGUGAACUUGAUCAGUGUUACCUCUACACACAUCGAACGAGAGAGAAUAAACCCCCGCCUUUAAGCACUGAGGCAAGCAGGAGCAGCAGCAGCAACAGCAGCCUCCCUGCAAAAGAUUCAAGAACGAGAGAAGAGCAAUAUACACACUGCAGUGUGUUGUAGAAAGAAAACGUCGUUUAUUUCAAACUGCAAAGAGAGGCCUUUGGAUUUUGCCUUUGGUCUUUGCCACAGCAUCACACUCAUCUCUCUCACUUGAGAGUUGAGAGAAUAUUCUCUAUAAACGUAUCCUCAUAUUCUCAUCAUCAACGCAACAUUCGUCAUCAACUUUAUCAUCAUUAUCAUCAAAAUCAUCAAAACUCAUCAAACUCAUCAAUUUCUGCUUCUUCUUCUUCUUCAUUCUUAUCGUUCAAAAUUAAGGAAUUAUUGGAAACAGAGGAGAAGAUGAAGGACAAAACGAAAGACACAAUUUUGGUACCACCGGAUGGCGGAUGGGGAUGGGUGAUUCUUACGUCCGCCGUUUUAGUGAACGUCCUAAUUCCCGGGACCGUUAAAUCAUUCGGUGUACUUUUUGUUGAGUUCCUCGAAGUUUUUCAAGCUUCACCGACAACAGCUUCCUGGAUGCCUGCACUCUGCUAUUUCCUCUACAGUUCCCUUGGACCGUUGUCGAGUGUCCUGUCAAUGAAGUAUUCCUACAAAACUGUGACAAUGGUCGGCGGAGCGUUCGCAGCAUCCGGAAUGAUGUUUAGCUAUUUCGCCACUUCUGUGCCAUAUUUGUAUGUCAGUUAUGGAAUUAUGGUUGGAAUCGGGGCAGGUUUAACGUGUCCUGUCAGCGUCUACAUAGUGACGGAGUAUUUUCAAAAAUAUCGGGGAUUCGCGAACGGAAUGUGCAUCUCCGGCAGCUGCUUCGGCGCUAUAAUCCUGCCGCCUCUUUUGCAGCAUCUUCUCAACACUGUCGGCUACAGGGGAGCCGUGCUGAUAAUGGGAGCGAUAACGCUAAACAGUGUACUCUGUGGACUCCUCUAUCAUCCAGUGGAGCGGCACAUGAAAAGAAUACCCAUCACUUCGGAAAAAUGUGGAGUCGACAAUAAAGCUCUAACACUUGACGAAUCAUCAGCAGACAUCACUCAAUCGACUAACGAAGAAAAUGCAAAACAAAUCUCAAAUCAAUCAAUUAUUUCAGCAGAUAAAAUAAAUCCAACAAUUAGAGAAAAAGAUCUGAACAAUAAAUCACUUCAACUGGAUAGGGUUAUCAAUUCAGAGGAAUUAAUUCUACAACCAGAGAAAUUAGACAAUAAAUGGUGUCUCCAAUUGAAUCAAAAUCAAUCAAUCUCGAUUGAAGUGCCAAUGGAGCGUUAUCGUAAAAUUUCCCGAGCCGAGGAUAAAUUUACCGAUAGUACAACAAGAAUAACCAAAACAAUUGAAAUGUCAACUAGUCAAAUGAAUGAAAUUAAUCGUGAGAAUUCUUUUUUUACUGCCAGUGCACAGGAGAAAUUCACCUCAUUACCAAUUGACGACACUCCAAAAUCACGUGUACCAAGAAUAUUUAAAAGCUUAUGCUCCAAACAAUUUGCCAGCAAAAAAAAUUACAAUGAUGAAAAAUCAUGUGAGGCGAAUUUUGAUCCUGAAAAACAGGAUUUGCCGAAAAAGAAGAAAUUCUUUGAUCUCAGUAUACUUAGGGAUCCAAUAUAUCUUGUUAUUUUAAUAUCAAAUUCAACAUCAGCAAUAAGUAAUACAAAUUUUAUGAUUUUAUUACCAUCCUAUGCAAUUGCUGAGGGUUUCGAUAAGAAUUCAGCAGCACUAUUAUUAUCAAUUGUCUCGGCAUUGGAUCUUAUUGGAAGAAUUGGUGGCGCAUCAUUGUCGGACAUUAAUUUUAUUCCAAAAUAUUAUUAUUUUGUUGGUGGUCUUGGUGUUAGUGGUAUUGCACUUGCACUAUUGCCAAUGUUCUCUAGUUAUCGAAUGUUAUCAUUUUUUUGCGGUCUCUUUGGAAUAUCGUCGGGUACAUACAUUGGAAUAACGACAGUUGUACUUGCUGAUAUGUUGGGAGCCGAUAGAUUGAGUUCCUCCUAUGGUAUUGCAUUGUUUGUCAAUGGUGUUUUACAAUUACUUGGACCACCGAUACUUGGGAGUAUUUACGAACAAACGGGAACUUAUAAACCAAUAUUUCUCGCAUUGGGAAUUAUUCUUAUUUUGGGCACAUCAUUGUGGGCGAUUGUGCCAAUUGUCAAGAGAAGGAAAAACAAGGAAGUGGAGGAGAAUUAAUUUAUUAAUAUAGUGUCGAAUUUUUAUUUACCCCAGAAGGGGGGGACUUUUAUUAUGUUCCCAUGAGGAGAUUUCAUUUUUAGUAUGAAACUUGACUUUAAUGAAUAUUUAAAAUAGGGAAAAUGAAAUGAUAAUGUGAAGUGACGGUAGAAUGGCGUCUUUCGAAUGUUUCGCCCGCAGUCGGUAAGGUAGAUUGCGCUACUAACUGACAUUGUUAAACAACAGCGAAUUUCAUCCGAAAAAUCGUAAAACUAAUUUUUUAAUAAUUUAAUUUUUAAUUAAGUUUCUUAAAUCUCGUGAAAAAUACUCCACAGAAUUCCAUAUAUAUAUAUAAAGCAAUUUCUUUCUAGAGAAACAUUUUUAUUUGCAUUUAUAGAAAGAAAAUUUUUCCCUUUUUUGUUUUUCAUAUUUAGUUUUAAGGACAUAUUAUUAUAUCACUACAGACUUUAAAGUACCUGCCCCAAGUUUAUUUUCUUCGGACGAUAUACUAAGUUGUAGACGAAUUUUCCUUUCUAGACUGAAAAACAAGUAUUUUAAAAAAAUACUUUUUUUAAUCAACAUCUUGCUCAGCCUUUUUUUUUAAAUAAAUAGAUUCCUCAAUUUUUUUAAUUUUAAUUAUAUUGUGAGUGUAAACAAUUUUUAUCUUUUUAGGAAAAAAGAAAUAAUUUUUACUUUAAUAUUAAUUUUAGUCAAUAUUGACUUUUAUGACAAUUUUUAACGUUGUUAUUAAUAUCUAAUUAAUUUACAAGUGAAAUUAAAUAGUUGAAAUUACAAAUAAUUUAUAAUAAAAUUGAAUGUUAGCUUAAGUUUUAUUGAAUUAAAUUUUAUUUUUGGUUAAUAUUUAGGAAUGGUGCGAUAAUAAUUAUAAGAUAAAUAAUGAGAGUAGAAUUUAUUUUUGUGGUAGAUUUAAUUUAAAUAAAUUAAUUAACUUCUUAAUCAUGUUUAGUUUAAGUAGAAAAUAUUAUAAAGACAGUAAUUCAGUUAGUAGACGAAAUUUAAUAAAAUAAAAUAAAAAACAUAUUUUUUUAUUAAACUUUGUAAGCGAUAUAUUUGUAAUAAUUAUCAACAACAAAGGUACUCAUUGUAAGACUUGUGAAUUAAAACUUUUUAUAUAAAAA